CUCCCUCCCUCCCUCCCUCCCUCCGGAUCUCACAAGAGUUGUUCUCUCGGAAGACAUGACGACCGAGACCUCGCAGCAGCACCUGGAGCCCUCGGCGCCUAUAAGAUCCAGCCCGGCUCCCGGAGUGCUCAAGUCGGCCUUGAUCAGCCAGCAGUCCCCGGCCAUGGACACCUCCGCCUCGGCCAAAGCCAAGAAGACCAACGGCGGCUUGAGGCGGCCCGAGAAGCCUCCUUAUUCCUACAUCGCUCUGAUCGUGAUGGCCAUCCAGAGCUCCCCCACCAAGAGACUGACCCUGAGCGAGAUCUACCAGUUCCUGCAAACCAGGUUCCCUUUCUUCCGAGGCUCCUACCAGGGCUGGAAGAACUCGGUCCGACACAACCUUUCGCUCAACGAGUGCUUCAUCAAGCUGCCCAAGGGGCUGGGCAGGCCGGGCAAGGGCCACUACUGGACCAUAGACCCGGCCAGUGAGUUCAUGUUUGAGGAGGGCUCGUUUCGCCGCAGACCCAGAGGGUUCCGGAGGAAAUGCCAGACCCUCAAACCCAUGUACAGAAUGAUGAACGGCAUCGGCUUUGCGCCCUCCAUCAUCCCCCAGACCUUCGACUUCCAGGGUCCGGCGGCCACCCACUCGUGCCAUGCCAACAGCUGCACCCUGGAGAGCGGCCUCAGCAUGAUGAACAACCCCAUCUCAGGGAACUACGACGGUCUCGCCAAUGGCCACCACGUCCCUCACAUGUCACCAAACCCUGGCUCGACCUACAUGGCCAGUUGUCCCGUGUCUGCGGGUGGGGAGUACUGUCCCGACAGCAGCAGCAGUCCGGUGCCUUCCUCUCCCGCGGUGGCCAGCGCCUUGGAGUGUCACUCUCCCUACUCCGCCUCGGCUGCCCCAUGGACAUCCUCGGCGGGUCACCACUAUAUUAAGCAGCAGAGCAUGGCCACCGGCAACCCUGUUCCUUCCAGCCUCCACUCCAGCAUGUCCUCCUACUCCCUGGAGCAGACCUACCUGCACCAAAACACGAGGGAUCAUCCAGAUAUUUCAGUGGGGAUACCUCGCUAUCAGACUCACUCCUCGCCGAUGUGUGACAGAAAGGAUUUUGUGCUGAAUUUUAACGGGAUCUCGUCCUUCCAUCCUUCUGCCAGUGGCUCGUACUACCACCACCACCAUCAGAGCAUGUGUCAAGAUAUCAAACCCUGUGUCAUGUGAAACAGACAGACACCUCUGCAAAUCAGCUCCCGUCUACUCCACUUUUUACUUCUAUUUUUUUUGAUUUAUUAAUAAUAUUAUUAAAUCCAACCCGGGAGUCGGCACCAUAGAGCUGGAAGUUUAAUAUAACAAAAAACACUGUAGAAAGGCAACAGGCGAGGUUUCUGAUUCUGAAAGCGUGUUGUGGGUUAAAUGGCGAAUUAUCUCCGACUUCUUUGAUCGAUGGAAAUAAGAAAGGUUUUUUUGUGUAUAUAUAUAAAAAAAAAGCAACUGAUAUGAAACUAGUCAGUUAGUUUUUUUUCUGUAAACUAUGAAGGAAGUUAUGGUGCGGAGGCCAACGGUCUAAUAAGUUUACCAGUUAGCAUUCAAUUGCCAUAUCAGUAUUAAGAACGGAGUGUUUAGCGCACUGUAUUUAUGUAACAUUUGAGAUCAAGCAUCAGACUUGCUGACCUUGACAUGCUGAUGCCAAGUCGUGAAGAAUAUACAAUUUUCCCAUUUAAAAGGAUUAUAAUAAGGCACAUGUAUACGCGCACAUUAUGCUUUUCUAAAUAAUUACAUUUGAAUAUACUUGCACUUGAAAAAAAUGUAUACUAUAUGACCUUUUGUCAAAACCUUGUGAUGUAAAAACUAAGUUCAAUUAAAAAAAAAAGACUUCGGGAA
Messenger RNA from Callorhinchus milii (elephant shark), 1861 nucleotides. RefSeq names its product forkhead box protein F2. The transcript has 2 exons. Bases 56 to 1201 code for a protein of 381 amino acids. Gene Ontology annotation, molecular function: RNA polymerase II cis-regulatory region sequence-specific DNA binding; DNA-binding transcription factor activity, RNA polymerase II-specific. NCBI's taxonomy places the organism in Eukaryota, Metazoa, Chordata, Chondrichthyes, Chimaeriformes, Callorhinchidae. Gene Ontology annotation, cellular component: nucleus. Gene Ontology annotation, biological process: regulation of transcription by RNA polymerase II; animal organ morphogenesis. The record is from RefSeq and is a predicted model, not a curated record.